Molecule: messenger RNA, 486 nt
Organism: Pelobates cultripes (western spadefoot toad)
Lineage: Eukaryota; Metazoa; Chordata; Amphibia; Anura; Pelobatidae
Source: the annotation of a GenBank genome assembly
AUGAUUGCAGCAGCAGUAGCUGCGUCCAUGGAAAAGGCUUUGGCUAAGUCGUUCCAAUUGGAACAAGACACAUCUAAGCCCAUUCCCAAACGGGCUCAUUAUGGGGCGGAAUCUGAAGACUCUGAUUCCUCCAGGGAACGCUCCCACCCCCCUAAGCACCAUUGGAAAGGCGAGGCUAUGGGACCACGUAAAUCCAAAGGAAAGGCCCCUGCUAAACGCAGACAAGACACGAGCAGAUCGUCCCAAAAACCCACUCAGGCUUCCUCUAUGGAAGAGGACGCAGGUCCAUCACAUGCUCUAGCCGUGGUUGAUGAAUGGCAGACGGCUGCCUCCGACCAGGAGGAGUCUGACUGGGACUCCGCUGCCAAGACUGACCCUUAUCUCAUAGGGGAACAGACCCUGGGUGAGCCCCAGGACUCCGUGGCCACAACAAUGGACACCCCACAAGAGGGUUCAGAAAUAUUCCUGGACAAUUUUGGCCUCUGA